UCAGCAUCGCCGUCCGGCCGCCUGUUUCCUCUGCAGGGAAUCUGCUCUGAACUCUGAGCUGCUUUUUUCCCCCGGAGACGUCAGAAACAGUCCUGAAAUGUCUCAGAUGUCUGUUCUGCUGCUUCUGACAGGUCUUUUCCUCCUGAUCCCAUCAUUCACUUCCGGAUCUAGUGGUGCGUACCCGGUGGCCUGUGAGACUCGUGGAAUGGACCUGGAGGAGUAUGAAGUGGUGGUUUUAUGUCCACCUGACUGCACACUGUUCAGGAUGUCGGUGUAUGGGACCAGGAUUUACGCUGCCGUCUCCUCUGUCUGUGCAGCUGCUGUACACAGAGGGGUCCUUAAGCGAUCUGGGGGCCCUGUUAAAGUUCAAAAGCUGCAGGGACGACACAACUAUGUGAGCUCAUAUGCUAACGGCAUCCAAUCCCAGGCCCUGUCUCGCUGGAGCACCUCCUUCAUCCUCAUCAAGGCUGUUAGUGAUCCUCUGGAGCUGACCAGUGAAACCAGUACCACAGCCCUGCCUGCAGCCGCACAGCCAGCAAAGAAACCAGCAAAAAAGCCAUCUGUGAAGAAAGCUCUGACUGGAGGAAACAGAGACUGUCAGAUAGAUGUUGCCAUGGUGAUUGACAGCAGCAGCAACAUCGGGCAGCGAAGGUUCAACCUUCAGAAGAACUUCGUAGCCAAACUGGCAGCUGCGUUGAGAAUUGGACCAACAGGACCUCAUAUAGGACUGAUACAGGCCAGCAACACCCCCAGGACCGAGUUCCUGUUGGCCAACUAUACCCAGCCUAAAGAGAUGCUGUUUGCCAUCAGAGAGCUGAGCUACCUGGGAGGAGAUACCAAUACAGGUAAAGCCAUCAUGCACACAGCAGAGACCUUCUUCACCCAGGCCAAUGGGGUGAGGCGUGGUCACCCUCGGGUAAUGAUGGUAGUGAUUGACGGCUGGCCAUCUGAUGACGUGGAGCAGGCCGCCAUGUUGGCCAGAGAGUCUGGCAUCAACGUCUUUGUGGUGUCUGUGGCCAAACCAGCAGCUGAGGAGCUUGGCGUGGUGCCAGACAAAGACUUCAUGAAAAAGGUGGUGUGUAAAGAUAACAGUUUCUUCAGUUACUCCAUCCCCAGCUGGUUCAGCACCACCAAACAUGUCCGAGUCCUGACCAACAGACUCUGCUCGCUGGAUGAUCUACUCUGCAGUAAAACCUGCUACAACUCUGUGAACAUUGGCUUCCUCAUUGACGGCUCAUCUAGUGUCGGACAAGGAAACUUCCAGCUGGUCCUGGACUUCCUGGCAGGAAUCACCCGGAGCUUUGACGUCUCAGAUGUGGGAACUCGUGUUGGUGCAGUUCAAUUCACCUAUGACCAGAAGCUGGAGUUUGGGCUGUUUGACCACCCCAGCAAAGAGGAGACCAUCAACGCUCUGCAGAGGAUCUCCUACAUGAGCGGAGGAACGUCCACUGGAUCAGCCAUCAGCUUUGCCACCCAGAGCCUGUUUAGGGAAACAAAACGAGGUCACAACUUUCUCAUCGUGGUAACUGACGGCCAAUCAUACGAUGAUGUCAGAGGUCCAGCGACAGCUGCACACAGACAAGGCAUCACCAUCUUCUCAGUUGGUGUGGCCUGGGCGCCCCUCACUGACCUCAGAUGGAUGUCCUCAGAGCCAAAGGACAGCCACACCUUCUUCACCAGAGAGUUCACAGGCCUAGCAGAGUUUGUCCCUCUGCUAGUCCGAAGCAUCUGCCGAGACUUCACCGAAAACAACUGAGAACACACAAACAUGAAUUAUGACUCACAGAGAAAAACAUUAUUUUCUCCAAAAUUAUUCACAAGGACCAUCUGAACAAAAUAACCAGGAAUGUUUAACCAGGAAAAUGUCUGUAGUUAGUCACAGCUGAUGUUAGUCUCUCUACACCUCAACGGCAGCCAUAUUUUCUUAAUGUAACGUUGUUUUGAUGUUUGUUCCUGUCAAAUAAGUUUUGGAUAAAAUAAA
This is a messenger RNA of Melanotaenia boesemani (Boeseman's rainbowfish), 1981 nucleotides long. It is a transcript of the gene coch, whose product is annotated as coagulation factor C homolog, cochlin (Limulus polyphemus). The transcript is spliced from 16 exons. Lineage: Eukaryota; Metazoa; Chordata; Actinopteri; Atheriniformes; Melanotaeniidae. The coding region runs from base 98 to 1756 and encodes 552 amino acids. The record is from RefSeq and is a predicted model, not a curated record.